Molecule: messenger RNA, 1984 nt
Organism: Anguilla anguilla (European eel)
Lineage: Eukaryota; Metazoa; Chordata; Actinopteri; Anguilliformes; Anguillidae
Gene: efhc1
Product: EF-hand domain (C-terminal) containing 1
Exons: 10
Coding region: 160-1827 (555 amino acids)
Biological process (GO): cilium-dependent cell motility; mitotic cytokinesis; mitotic spindle organization
Cellular component (GO): mitotic spindle; axoneme
Molecular function (GO): alpha-tubulin binding
Source: RefSeq, a predicted model, not a curated record
GUUGCUAGGAUACCUAAUAUACAAUGUAGCAAGGACGGUAAAAUGACUGCAGAUGCUACGAACAAAGUCUAACCACGAUUCAGUGGUUUUAAUUCCCGAGCCUGCACUAUCACUAGAAAUAUAUUAACUGGUAAACUUAGUAACUAAGUGUUCUGUGCCAUGGCUGACUACACAGGACACGGACUGCCCUUUUUACCGGGGAACACUUUCAGAGAUAUCACGAAGUCGGCUCAACAUAGACCCCAGACUUUGACUUACAAGAAUGGCUAUGUAUUAGCAAAACGCCCCAUUGUAGGCAUUGGGCAGGCAGCCUUCCUUUCAGACCAUCUGAACCAAAGUGAGGUUAACCAGUUGGCUAUCCAGAAUCUUGCACAAACCCAUGAACAAUCUCCAGCUGGCCCUUCUACGGAAUUCAUUCCUGCUCAUGUCUUCUUUGACAAGAAGGUGCUACGUUUCUAUGGAUACUUUAAGCAGGUGAUACUCCUGUCACCUUUGGAGCAGUACAGAGUGCGCCCUGUGAUCAUCAGCUACUUCCUGGAGGAUGACAGCUUCUGUGUGAUUGAGCCAGAGGUGGAGAACUCUGGGAUGCCACAGGGAAAGCUGAUCAAAAGACAGCGUCUGCCGAAAGACAAGCAGGGAGAUUUUUACCACUGGAAGGACCUGAAUGUGGGCAUUGACAUUUCUGUGUUUGGAGUCACCUAUCACAUAACUAGCUGUGAUCAGUGCACAAAGGAGUUUUUGGAGAGUGAAGGGAUAUUACUGAACGAGCCUGAAAAGAUUCCCCCUGACCCCUACACCCAGCGGCGGACACAGCCCCAGCAGGCCUACAUCACCCCCUCCGAUUUUGACAGCCUAAAGCAGUUCCUUUCCAUGGACCGCAAGGUGCUGCGUUUCUUUGCCCUGUGGGAACACUCAGACUCUGUCCACCGGGAGACCCGGCCUGUCAUCAUUCACUAUUACCUGGGGGACAACUCUGUAGAGAUCCGGGAGACACAUGAGUACAACAGUGGGCGGGACCCCUACCCCGUCCUGCUGAGGAGGCAGAAGGUGCCAAAGGAUGUAAAGCCCAAAACAGAGCCAUUCCCCAGCUGUGUCCUGGAGGUAUCACCCCAGGAAGUGCAGGAGUAUUACUCCCCAAAAGAUUUCUCUGUGGGGGAACCUGUUAGCAUCAUGGGAAGACAAUUCCUGCUGUACGACUGUGAUGAGUUCACCCGAAACUACUACAAGGAGAACUUUAGCGACACCCUGAAGCCCCUCCCGGUCAUAUCCAAGCCAAUCCCAGACAUUAAGAGGGAGAUCCCCCCAUACAAUGGCUUUGGUUCUCUGGAAGAUUCCCUUCAAAACUGCAAGUCUCUUAUCCCUGAGCCACCCAAGAAGGAUCUCUUGAAGAUGCUGGAGAAGGACGGCAAAGUGCUCAGAUACACAGCCAGACUGGACUCCCUAAAUCCUGAUGACAGUGGCCGCCGCUUCAUCCUGUCCUACUUCUUGUCCAAUGACACAAUAAGCAUCUUUGAGACAAACAUGCGAAAUUCUGGGAUCAUAGGAGGGAAGUUUCUGGAGAGGACCCAAGUCCACAAACCAGGCAGCACUCCAGAAAACCCCCAGUACUACGGCCCUGCAGACUUCGCCAUUGGGGCCACUUUGGAGGUGUUUGGACGCCGUUUUGUCCUGUUGGAUGCUGAUCUCUACGUCCUGAAUUACCUGGAGACCAUUGCUGAUCAGAUCCCAUCUGAAACCCUUGACUCCCUGUACCAGCGCCUGCGUCCAGAGCCCAAUAAGACCCAAGCAACAGAUGAAACUGUGGAAACCAUUGAAAACACUUUGUGAUGAGUUGCACCUGGCAGCAAACCCCCUCCCUACUCUCAUUCAUGACCACACGUUGCUUGCCACUUCUCUGAUACAGCUGCACAGAAGCCACAACGACUACGGGAAUUAAACAGUCAUGUUUGACGGAGCAAAUAAAUGCUAUGUUGAGGCGAAAAAA